UCCAGGUGUUCGUGGAUCGUAUUCAAGGAGAAUUUGAAGAUUGCUCCGAUUCGCUAGGUUUGACAUCCGGGGAUAUCCACGACAACAACCUAACUGCGUCAUCCACGCUCCCGCCCCAGGCCUCACACGGUCCACAACACGCAAGGCUUCACAAUAAGCAUGCGUGGUGCGCCGCUAAUGAUACCGCUGGCCAGUUCAUACAGAUAGACCUCGAAGAAGUAAAAAUGCUCUCAUCUGUCCUCAUUCAAGGAGAUGCCCGGAAGGACUACUUCGUGACGUCACUUUAUUUGGCUUAUGGGAUAACUGCUGAUCACUGGCUCAACUACACUGAAAACAGCACCACUCGAAUUUUCAAAGGGAACCGUGAUCGUGAAUCAAUAAAAAAGCUUCACCUGAAAACGAAGAUUGCUGUGCGAAGACUCAGGAUCUACCCUGUCACGUGGUUUGCUCACGUGUGCCUAAGGCUGGAAUUAAAGGGUUGUGACGCAGAUCCCUUGACUCCCCUUGGUAUGUACAGCCACGACAUACCCCAUAGUUCAGUGAGUGCAUCUUCAAAGUACAGCGCUGUGUAUCCUGCACACGAAGCCCGCCUUCUCCACGGUGGAGGUAUCCAAGCUCCAACAGAUUAUGGCUGGAUAGCCGCAACCAGUGACCGAGAGCCUUGGUUGAAAAUAUUUAUCUUUUUUGGGCCUGUGUUCGUAACGGCUAUCGCAACACAAGGAAGGAAUAAACAGCCUCAGUGGGUUAAGUCAUACCAACUGGAUUAUGAACACAUGAACAGCACAAUGAUAGAAUACAGAGAAAGUGGUGUAGCCAAGGUAAGUGAUACGCAAAGAUUAUAAAUAAAAACGAAAAAAGGCGAGACAUU
This is a messenger RNA of Nematostella vectensis (starlet sea anemone), 868 nucleotides long. Its product is annotated as neuropilin-2. The transcript has 4 exons. The coding region runs from base 225 to 842 and encodes 205 amino acids. NCBI's taxonomy places the organism in Eukaryota, Metazoa, Cnidaria, Anthozoa, Actiniaria, Edwardsiidae. The record is from RefSeq and is a predicted model, not a curated record.